Messenger RNA from Aureobasidium pullulans EXF-150, 1249 nucleotides. RefSeq names its product GDSL lipase/acylhydrolase family protein. Bases 63 to 1166 code for a protein of 367 amino acids. NCBI's taxonomy places the organism in Eukaryota, Fungi, Ascomycota, Dothideomycetes, Dothideales, Saccotheciaceae. Gene Ontology annotation, molecular function: hydrolase activity, acting on ester bonds. The transcript has 2 exons. The record is from RefSeq and is a predicted model, not a curated record.
AGGUAGGGUCGUUCUUUCCCUCCCAGUAAGUUUCUGUCAAUAAUCUCUGAGAUUUACACAUCAUGCCUACCUUUUCACUAUCAGCAUUGCUAGCCUUGUCCUCAGUGGCAUCAGCAUGGCCACACUUUGGUCCUCCUAAUCCUCCUCUUCACCCGCUACCUAAGUCAUCAGCUUGGAACUUGAAGAAAUUCACUAGCUUGGUCGCUUUCGGAGACAGCUACACUGACGAUUCUCGUCUUGGAUACUUUGGCUCUCAUAACGGCAGCGCACCUCCAGUCGGAUGGAUCAGCCCAGCAAACUACCACUCUGCAGAUGGUGGUCGUCCUUGGCCUCAAUACGUGGCUCAAUACUCCGGUGCUAACAUCUACAAUUACGCUGUAUCGGGAGCAGUCUGCAGCAACAAUAUCACUCCUCGCACAUUCUCCAGCAUCAAUGCCCUUUUCCCUGACAUUGACGGCUACGAACUCCCUGCCUACCUUGCUGACAGCAAAUACGUCUAUCCUAAUGGCACAAAAGCAUUGAACGUGCCUGUGGACUCGACUGUCUACUCCAUCUUUAUCGGCACCAACGACCUCGGCAACUACGCCUUCAUCGACGACAGUCAAGUCGCCAACAAGACCAUCCCCGACUACAUCGACUGCGUAUACACUCAAUUCUCCCGCCUUUACGCUUCCGGCGCCAGAUAUUUCGUCCUUCAGAAUGUUUCUCCGCUGCAAUUGAGUCCUCAGUAUGGUUUGCCAUCUAAGGGUGGCUUGAACGCUACCCAGUACUGGCCCGAGAAGCCGGCGAACACGACAGAAGUUUCUGGCAGAAUGUUGGAGACUGUCACGACGGUCAACGAUGUGUUCAAGUAUCGCACGCCAUUCGAGAUCUUGGUGAACAAGAAGUUCCCCGGUGCUCACUUUGCUCUGAUGGAUAUGUACGGUUUGAUUACCGAUAUGUACAACAACCCUUCGCAAUAUCUCAACGGCACGAACCCCACUGUCACCGGCUAUGUCAACCACUGCACCACAGCUGGAACUAACUGCGUUGCUGCUUCCAACCCUGAUUCGUACCUUUGGUACGAUCCUUUGCACCCCAGCGAGCAGGCCGAUCGUGGCUUUGCUAAAGCUUUCAUUGAUGUGGUCAAUGGAAACAGCAAGUGGGCCACUUACUACUCUGGUUAGAGUCGGUAUAUAACUACCCACAAAGAUUUUUGUUAUGCGAAGCCACAUUAUGCAAUGUUGAUAUGAAUGCACAAUGAACACGG